AUGGCGGCUGCGCGCAAGGUGGGCGAGGGCGGUUUCGGGCGCGUCUACCGCGCCGACGCGCUGCCGUCGCUGCCGCGUGUCGCUUGCGGGUUCGCCGUCAAGACGGCGCUGGUCGGUGACAUGGACCCGAUCAUCAUGCAGGACAACCAAGCGUCUCAGCUGACCGACGGCUAUGCGCUCGGCAUCACGCUGCUCGUCGCCCUGACCGGCCGCGGCGCCGUCGGCUUGCUCAACGCGUGCGACGAUGCAUUGGAGGAGCCCGACACGGCGGAGAGCAUCGCGGCGGCCGACGCGGGCUGGUCGGCGGCGCAGGCAGAGGAGCUGGCGCGGCUCGUGGUUGGGCUGGCUCUCGCAUGUGCGCCGCGCGUGCUGGAGCGCGACACCAACUGCCCGGCCUGCCGCCAGCCGGCGUUUCCCAUCGCCGCAGUCGGAGCGCAUGUUGCGGCGCAGACCACGUUCGUCCACCAGCCGCCUGCGCGCGCUGGGCCAGCCGCAGCCCGUAGCCCGCAACCCGCGGGCGCUCACAUGCAUGCUUAUGCGUUGCAUCCGUUUUUUGCUUUCGCGUUUCGGAUUCGGUGUCUUGGGGGUCUCGUCUCAUAA
Messenger RNA from Emiliania huxleyi CCMP1516, 600 nucleotides. RefSeq lists its product as hypothetical. Lineage: Eukaryota; Haptophyta; Isochrysidales; Noelaerhabdaceae. The record is from RefSeq and is a predicted model, not a curated record. The transcript is spliced from 4 exons. The coding region runs from base 1 to 600 and encodes 199 amino acids.